Molecule: messenger RNA, 1029 nt
Organism: Fraxinus pennsylvanica
Lineage: Eukaryota; Viridiplantae; Streptophyta; Magnoliopsida; Lamiales; Oleaceae
Source: the annotation of a GenBank genome assembly
AUGCCCCAGCCACCAACCAUUCCGGCGGCCCUCAUCCUCGUACCACUCCUUUUCUUCUUCUUCUUUACUGGUCCCGUAUUUGCAUGGCGCCCAUGGCCUAAUCAAACCCUCAACAAAACGGAAUCCAUCUUUGGUGGGUCAAAAAAAUAUGAGGGCUCAUCGGACCUUAUUCAGUUGAAGUACCACAUGGGGCCUAUACUUACCAACAAUAUCACUAUUUAUCCGAUUUGGUAUGGCUCGUGGAAAAACUCCCAGAAACGUAUUAUCCGAGAAUUCCUCAGCUCAAUCUCCGCGGUGGACUCUAAGCCGCCGUCGGUGGCCGGAUGGUGGAAAACCGUCCAGUUAUACACUGAUCAGACAGGCGCCAACAUUUCAAGGCAUGUCCACAUUGGUGCAGAGAAGAACGAUAGGCUUUACUCCCAUGGGAAAUCAUUAACCCGGCUUUCGGUCCAAUCGGUGAUAAAAUCUGCCGUGACCUCCACCACCCGCCCACUUCCGAUCAACCCCAAGAGCGGGGUGUACCUUUUGUUAACCUCAGAGGAAGUUUACGUACAAGAUUUCUGUAACAACGUUUGUGGGUUCCAUUACUUUACCUUCCCCUCCAUUGUUGGGUACACUCUACCGUACGCCUGGGUGGGUAACUCGGCAAAACUAUGCCCCGGCGUUUGCGCGUACCCCUUCGCUGCGCCGGCGUAUAUUCCUGGGCUGAAGGCGGUGAAAUCACCAAACAGCGACGUAGGAGUGGAUGGGAUGAUAAGCGUGAUUGCACAUGAAAUUGCAGAGGUAUCCACGAACCCGUUGGUGAACGCCUGGUAUGCGGGCGAGGACCCGGUUUUUCCAGUGGAGAUUGCGGAUCUUUGCGAGGGGAUAUAUGGAACCGGUGGUGGCGGAUCCUAUACCGGGCAGAUGUUCAACGGCGAGGAUGGCGCCACAUACAAUAUGAAUGGGAUCCGACGAAGGUUCUUGGUUCAAUGGGUUUGGAACCAUUUGGUGAAUUACUGCACCGGCCCGAAUGCACUCGAUCAGUAA